AUGGCGGCGGCCGAGCAUGUAAUCCCGGUCAAGGAGACGAUGGAACUCCCAUCGCUUCCUCCCAAUCAAGGCCUCGAGGCCUUGAAAGAUAUCGUCUUUGGUUCGGCAGCAGGAAUGGCCGGAAAGCUCAUCGAAUAUCCCUUUGACACCGUCAAGGUCCGACUUCAAUCUCAACCCGAACAUCUUCCUCUUCGAUAUACUGGUCCUUUGGACUGUUUCCGACAAUCCUUCCAGGCCGAUGGUGUCCGGGGUCUCUACCGAGGCAUUAGUGCCCCCAUGACUGGUGCUGCGGUAGAAACCAGCUGUCUGUUCUUCAGUUACCGCAUCAUCCAAGAUGCACUAAAAGCCACAGUCUUCUCCGACGUGGAACAGCUUCCAUUUGCCGCAUUAUUGGCUGCUGGUGCCGCCUCGGGAUCCAUAACCUCCUUGGCCCUCACCCCCAUUGAGCUCAUCAAAUGCAAGAUGCAAGUGCCCGUCGAGUCCGCCGGUCACAAAGCACCACCCGGACCUUGGGCCCUCAUCACCACCAUUUUCCGUCGAGAGGGCUUGAGAGGAUUCUGGCGUGGACAGAUGGGCACCUUGAUUCGAGAAACCGGAGGCAGCGCUGCGUGGUUUGGUAGUUACGAGGCAGUCUCGACUCUCUUCCGAAACCAGUCAUCUCGACCUCUCUCCGCCACUGAGAGUCUUCCUGUGUAUCAGCAAAUGAUCGCAGGUGGCGCCGCUGGUAUCAGCUAUAACUUUCUGUUCUUUCCGGCUGACACGAUCAAGUCGCGAAUGCAGACGGAAGACAUUUCUCGGCUCCCUGUCAAUGCGCAACGUCAAACCUUUGGCAGCGUGGGACGUGCUUUGUGGCGACAGCAAGGUUUGAAGGGCCUAUACCGCGGGUGCGGGAUCACCUGUGCACGAUCAGCACCCAGUUCAGCCUUUAUCUUCGCUGUCUAUGAAGGAUUACGACAAUACUUUUGA
Molecule: messenger RNA, 966 nt
Organism: Penicillium angulare
Lineage: Eukaryota; Fungi; Ascomycota; Eurotiomycetes; Eurotiales; Aspergillaceae
Gene: amcA
Product: putative mitochondrial ornithine carrier protein AmcA/Ort1
Exons: 2
Coding region: 1-966 (321 amino acids)
Biological process (GO): mitochondrial L-ornithine transmembrane transport
Molecular function (GO): L-ornithine transmembrane transporter activity
Source: RefSeq, a predicted model, not a curated record